Messenger RNA from Marmota flaviventris (yellow-bellied marmot), 2630 nucleotides. RefSeq names its product transmembrane protein 182 (gene Tmem182). The record is from RefSeq and is a predicted model, not a curated record. Gene Ontology annotation, cellular component: membrane. NCBI's taxonomy places the organism in Eukaryota, Metazoa, Chordata, Mammalia, Rodentia, Sciuridae.
GGGCGCCGUGGCAGGAGGCCUGUCACUCAGCGGGUAGGGGUCCCAGGCUGGUCGAGAAAUGGCGCGCCUCAGCGGCCUCCUUGAGGAGUUCAUUAUAACCAGCUGACCAAGGAAGAAACAAAGUUGAGCCUGGUUUAUAAAUAGCUAUGCAAGGUAUUCUUCACCACUUGAAAGUGGGCAGCUGGAUUACUACAUACUAUCCAGAGGCAACUCUGAAAGAUAAUGAUAGAGAAUAUCACUUUCCACCAUGAAGGAUUCUUCUGGAGAUGUUGGUUUAAUGGGAUGGUGGAAGAAAAUAACUCCAACAUCUGGAAGUUCUGGUACACCAAUCAGCCACCGUCCAAGAACUGCACACAUGCUUACCUGUCACCAUACCCCUUCAUGAGAGGCGAGCACAACUCAACUUCCUACGACUCUGCCAUUAUUUACCGUGGUUUCUGGGCAGUCUUUAUGCUCCUGGGGGUGGUCACAGUGGUGACCGCCAGCUUUCUGAUUAUCUGCGCAGCCCCCUUCGCCAGCCACUUUCUCUAUAAAGCCGGAGGAGGCUCCUACAUUGCGGCAGGUGUCCUGUUUUCACUGGUGGUGUUGCUGUAUGUCAUCUGGGUCCAGGCAGUGGCCGACAUGGAAAGCUAUACGAGCAUGAAAAUGAAAGACUGCUUGGAGUUCACCCCUUCCGUCCUGUAUGGCUGGUCAUUUUUCCUGGCUCCAGCUGGGAUUUUUUUUUCUCUGAUGGCUGGGUUGCUCUUCCUACUUGUUGGACGACAUAUUCAGAUACAUCACUAAUCAAACCAUUGCCACCCGCAUUUUUUGAGAGAUUUUUAAAACAGAGCUUAUUUGUGUUUUCAUAAUGGUAUCAACAUAAUGUUAGUUGAUGUACCUUUUGUUAUCUUGAAGGAAUCAUUUUACUUAUUAUUUCCUCUGUAAGAAGGUUCUAGAAUUUUUCUGAACACCAACAUGUUUGCAUCUUUUUUAAGUACUAGUAAGGACUUAAUCUCUAGGGAGCAGGUAAAUAGGCCUUCCUUUCAUUUCAUAUUUUGGAGUUCAUAGGGAUUGCAAAGGUCUGACAGUAGCAUGCGACCCUUACCUGGUCAAAUCAAGGUUGGUUUAAAGUCUCCUUGCUCACAUUCACUUCUGCCACUGAUUAAGGAAAAGAAAACUUAGGAGAAUAAUUAAAGAUGAAAAUAAAUAUCAGAAAAUGUAUUUCAUUUCUUCUCUACCCACAUACAUAUCCAUGUACCCAUCGACAGUCUCCUGUAAGCAAAUUAUUCAUUACUUAAAAAUAGACUGCAGUUGUUCCUGUUAACAGGAGCCAGGGACUCCUAAGUUAAAAUGGGCAACAGCAAAGGAAACCAAGAGUGUUUAUUCUACUUUCUUACCAACAAUAGUUUGAUCACCUAACUUUAUUCUCCUAACUGUACAUGCUUACACAAACCUUCAACUACAUUUAAAAGCAGUAUAUCUGUAUACCAACUUCUGUAUACUGCAGACGAGAAUUUUAUGAAUUUAAAGGGGAUUAAUUAUGUAAUGUAAUAUGGUUUAAAAUAUGUAAAAAAUCAAGCACCUCAGCUUAGUACAUAAUUCUAUUUGAUAUUUUAAAAUUCCCACUUAAAAAUCAUAUUGCUAAGAUUUUCUGCCUGUGAAAAUUUAUAGAUGAAACAUGCUUUUAAUAUUCUCUAGCUAUAAAGUUUCAAAAUACUUCCAUAUGAGGAUCAUAAUAGUCUUGCUUUAUGAAAGAACAUGAAAUAUUAACUUUCCCCCAGAUUUUGUGGGUUCCAAUUCUUCUGCUCACUUGAUUCCCUUAGUCACUGCCCCUCAAUGUCUUCACCUUUACCAUAGGUGUGUUCACAUUCACAGAUCCACAAUUUUCUUUAACCUCCUGGAAGAAAAGGAAUAAUUUCAUGUUAUUCAGGAGCACAGACAUUUGCAUACCAAAGAUGUUUGUUUGGCUCGAAUGUUGAUUGAAAUCAAACCCAUCUGAGGGGCACAGGUUGUGUUUUCAUUCUGGAAGCUUCCAUCAAGGAGAAAUUUGGAACAAAGGAAUGGAGGAACAGCACAGUGUGAAAGCUUUGUUGGAAGCUGAGUUUCAUUUUGCAACUGUGGUGAGAUGGAAAGUGGGACUGAGGCAGAGGAAUGAUCACCUGGAUAUUGCUUUGGGAAAGACGGACUCUCCCUUCGCAUCCAUUCGCAUCCAGCUGUUGCUGCAAUGGAGAACUUUUGCUAGCCCUUUCUGUACAUUGUUUGCUCUAUCAUUACUCCUGUUUCCAGGGGAGGGAACUUUGGAGAAAUAGCAGAGGUCUGAUCUAUCUACCUAAUCAGGAGGGCAUUUUAGUAACAGGACCUGCCUGUAAAUAUAAUAAUUUUUAAAAAGCUCCAGGGGUUUAACUGGUUUCUCAAGUCAUUUCAGUGAUAUCAUAAAUGUGUUUUUGAUGGAACUUUACCUUUGUCUUUUUCUGUUUCAUUUUUAUAUUGCUCCAUUUUGGCUUUUUUGGCUUGAUUAUCAGAAAAUUAACUAUGGGUUCUGUUAUGCUUAAUGCCUGUGAUAUGGUGGCAUGCCAUUAAGUUUUCCCAGUGAUACUGAGAUGUGUUUGAUUAGUUCAUGUCAUUUGAAAAUACAAUUCCUUUUCAUAGAA